GCCUCCUAAAAGAUUGGCAGGUUAGAAGUUAUGGUACAGUGAUUUGAAGCUAUAAGCACAACUUACUAUUUUCUGACGCAAAUGCUUCUAAAUCUCCUGAGACGAAAAUUUGUGUCCAUUUAUGAGCCGUUACACUAGUCUGUGCUCCAAUACGUGACAGAAAAUCACUGAUAGCCCACCACUUCAUUCCAAAAUGCCUCAAAAUCAUAUAGAUCAAAACACUAAGGUGUUUUACUAGACAAAUGGCUUUGCACAACUCUGAACGAAAUAAACGUUACGGAAACAAACUAAAAAGAAAUCUCUGUCAACAAAAAUUACUUACCAAAGAGAUCGCCGAUAUCAUUGAUGAAAACUUCGUUAGUAAAAUUCAACGGUUCCUUAUUCUCUUGCACAGCCUCCGCUUCAGUUUUCAUAGCCUCGUUUUCCUCCCACACAUCGUCAUCAGAUUCGCUACUAGAUGCCACAUAUUCAGCCGAGUGACGCUUCUGGUUUGCUUUUUCGCUUCUAAGUCGUAGUUGGUUGCGCUUUGGCAUUCUAACUAACAAAGUGCUAAUAAAAGAUUAUGACUUAUCUGAAACUUGAAGACAAUGUGAUAGGUUUCACUGUUUUUCAGUAAGAUGUUACACGCGACAUCUUUUUUUUUCUGCAAACAACGUGGAGUGCCUGUUGCAUCAACCCAGGCCUCCCAAAAACUCAAAAAAAAUGUUUAAAAAUUAAAAAUAGCAUACAGUUGAAAAAAGCACUGUUUGGGGUUUUCUUGAUUUUUAGCAAAAAUGCUAUUUCUCAACGAAAAAAUUUUUUUUCCCAAAACCCCUCCUUACGGCUAUAGCUGGAGUAUAGAGCUAUCGAAUGGCAUAAAAUUCAAUGAGUUAGCUCCUCACCAAAAAAACUAGAUAGGUUUUUUGGCGGAGGGGUCUCAUUUUUCAGGGUUUUCUAUCGCGAGCAGCGCCAAAAUUUCAAAUUACGGUCUAAGAGUCUGAAACUAGUAUGGAUAUACCCAGUUUUCGACGAGGAAUCGAACAAAAAAAAGUUUGAGCCUGUAGCUACUUUCUAUAAAAAGUUAUGAGUGUUUUUCGAAAGGCCAAGAAUUUUCGAAGUUUUUGGACCUUUUCAGUAUUUUGCAUUUUUCUCCCCGAAAAAAAGGUUUUUUUCAACUUUCAAGGUCAUAUUCGUGAUCAGCAUGAAUAGGCAAAUCCGAAUGUUUGUCUUCUAUCGGAAAAAAAAUUUUGCUAAAAUUUUGCUUUGCGUGCACCUUACAUAUUUUAAAUGUUUUACUUCGCUUGAGAUUCUUCUAUUUUCGUACGAACAAGUACAUCUUCAUUAUGUUCCUUGAGAGAGAGAGAUAAAAUCAAUAGCUAAAUCUCGAAACAGAAUAAACGAAAAGAAAAAAGAAAAAGAAAAGAAAACUAGACGAGCGACAAUACAGAAAUAGGUUGAAACGGUCACACUACAAUCUAAAAUACACACGUUAUAUAUAACAAUUUUAACUACAGUUUUAUUUUUAUAUAUUUGUAUACAUAUUUUAUUAAGUUUACUGAAGUAGACUUCAAUUUAAAAGAGGUCGAAACGUUUCAUUGUCUUAUAUAUCUUUUAAAUAUUUUUAAACUGUUUUAAUAAAAUACGAAAUUACAGUAUCUUCCCUUUCAAUAAUCUCUUUUUCAUCAUCCACUCAACACGAGUACGCCGCUUCUCGAAUUCUCGGAAACAUCGAGAGGAAAGCGGUCACCAGUUUAUGAGUUUUUCGCAGAAAACCGUUUGUCCAAAAGCAUUUUGCCGAAGAAGCAUUUUACCGAAACAUGAUUUUAUUGGAAAGGCCCAGCUAUAGCUUACGCGAACAAAAGACGAAACUAUUAGAUCCUCACAUUCAGAGUUCGCAACUGCCUUGCAUUGUUAGCUGAAAAGUUUCACUCUUGUUUUUUUAGGAUAAUGUUGGCAGUUUAAUUUUAAUGAAUGGCAAUUUUUCUACUAGGAGACGUCACAACGUAGCACAAUUUUAUGCUGGAAUUGAAGCCAAUCCUGCGACGAAUACUAAUACCACCAGCGUAGCACCCAUCAGUAAUAAUUACGAAUCGUUGUUGUUUGAAAUUGAGAUUGAUCUGAAAGAGCAAAUAAAUUGCAUCUUAGCUGAUAUUAGUUAUCUUAGCCAAUUUUAUGAUGAAGAAGAGGUUUUAUUUGAUCUUGGGGCAGUAUUUGAAAUUGAAUCUGUGAGUUAUAACACGACGGAUAAGUAUUCGACAUGCAAAAUGAAGGCUUCAGCAACAGGCGUAGAAGUUGCGAAGGAAUAUGUCACUUUUCGAAAAAAUGAAAUGAAGAAUGCUGAUUCAGUUAUUCUGUUUGUAGAUCUGUUAUAUGAUAUGGGAGAAUAUAAUAAAUCACAAAAGUAUUUCGAAAACUUGAUAAUCACUCGACCCGAUGAUGCCCAGGUGUAUUUAGGCAUCGGCCGUGCUCAUCAUGUUAAAUCGGAAUACGCUGCUGCAUUAACGAACCAUCAGAAAGCUUACGAUUUAAGUGAUAAAUCUGACUAUUUGUUAGUUGCCAAAGUAUUACAAUGUAUGGGAAAUGUACACAGAUUCAACGGUAGUUUUUUGGCAAAUGUACAAUAUCAGAAAAAUGUACGGGGAUAA
This is a messenger RNA of Didymodactylos carnosus, 2624 nucleotides long. Lineage: Eukaryota; Metazoa; Rotifera; Eurotatoria; Philodinida; Philodinidae. The record is from the annotation of a GenBank genome assembly.